Culicoides brevitarsis is the source of this 1618-nucleotide messenger RNA. RefSeq names its product E3 ubiquitin-protein ligase Ubr3-like. NCBI's taxonomy places the organism in Eukaryota, Metazoa, Arthropoda, Insecta, Diptera, Ceratopogonidae. Gene Ontology annotation, cellular component: ubiquitin ligase complex; cytoplasm. Bases 64 to 1053 code for a protein of 329 amino acids. Gene Ontology annotation, biological process: ubiquitin-dependent protein catabolic process via the N-end rule pathway; protein ubiquitination. Gene Ontology annotation, molecular function: ubiquitin protein ligase activity. The transcript is spliced from 4 exons. The record is from RefSeq and is a predicted model, not a curated record.
UAAAAAUUCUAAUUUUUAACGAAAUUUUUUUUUUUAGUUUACUUCACGUGCAUCGUCAAAACAAUGUACAACGUUUUGUAUUAUCAAGUAGUGACGCAACUUUGCACGACGCUCUCCGAAGUCGAUUGCAUGCGAAUUCUCAACACCUACGGCAAUUACGAGCAAGUUGGCGACGUGCGAAACAUCGGAGCUGCCAUGGCUCUCGUUUUAACAAACAUGGAAAAGUGUCGUCACUUACGGAAAGAUGCUGUCGACGAAAAAAUGGCCGAUGCCGCAACUGCAAGCGAACCUCUCGAUUUACAGCCCUUCGAGCUUGAACUACAAAAACUUUGUCUUCCAUUUUUGCGAGUUGCUGCCUUGCUGCGUCACCACAUCUACCAUCAGGAACUACCGCAUGUCGCAGCGACAAAUUUAGAAUUCGCCCGUUUAGUUUACUUCUUGGAACUCGUGACAGUCGGCAUGGAUUGGAGCGAAUUUGAUGCCACAAAAGCGUUGUGCUUCGCCGAAAAAAUGAGCAUAAAACUGCCGAUUCAGUGGUGCUCGCAACUUUUGGAUGUGCCGCCGCCGCAUCAUGUCACGCGAGACUUGAUUUUGCAGCAACACGUUGCCUGGCAGCAACCGCGACUGCUUCGAUUGCCACGAGAAUACGAAAGAUUGUUUACGUAUUAUCACGAACAAGUGUGUCCCAAAUGUCAAAAAGUACCAAAGGAGAGUUCUAUCUGUUUGCUGUGCGGCGCUAUUGUUUGCCUCAAACAAGCAUGUUGCAAAGAAGAUAAUUGCUGUGAAGCUGUCAGACACUCAAUUACCUGCGGAGGCGGCACUUGCAUCUUCUUGGUAGUGACUUCAACGUACAUUAUCAUCAUCAGAGGACGUCGUGCUUGUCUCUGGGGAUCUCUUUAUUUAGACGAUUAUGACGAAGAAGAUCGAGAUCUCAAACGCGGAAAACCACUUUACCUAAGCGAGGAUCGCUUCAAUCUCCUCGAGUCCCAAUGGAUUUCACAUAGAUUCGCUCACACCAAACACACAUGGGUCUGGCAUCGAGAAUCGUUGUAAAUUUAUGCUCAAUUAGCUCACAAAAGUCACGACAAGGUCCCAAUGUAUCCAUUUCCCUCACACAAAAACACACACGAAAAAAAUGUAGACAAGAGCUUGUGAUAUUAUUUUUCUUCAAAUUUUGAUUUUUUUUUUAUUUCUUGCCCCUUCUUAAUAUUAUUUUUUGUUUGUUUUUUUGAAUCUCAUAUGAAAUAUGAUCAAGGAACGACGCAAUAAUGAAUCUUCCAAACAAACCCCUUGAGUUUGCUCAAAGAAUGUUGAAUAUAUAUAUAAAAUAUACGUAAAAAAUUGAUGUCUUACACUUUUGAACAAAAAAAAAAUUAUUAAGAAAAAUUAUUUUUUAUUAAAAUAUUAAUUAAAAUUAUUAAUUAAUUAUUUUUUGUAUGAAAAAAAAAAUUAUUAUUAUUAUUAUUAAAUAUUUACUACUUAGAUAACCACUACCAGACGUUGAAAUAGGCGUUAAAUAAAAUAAAGCUGCGUUAAUAUUUGCGCUUGAUGCAAGAAAAAAUGUUAAAUUAUUAUUAAAUAUAAUAUUAUUAUCAAAAUAAAAAAAAAAACAUUAAUG